AACACGGCGUGUGACGUAAUUAGAAGGCGCCAAAUUUAGACAAGUAGCCUUGAGAUGUAAGCGAGCUGUUGAUAUUCACUUUUAAACGACUCGCCACCGCGACUGGAGCACCUUUGCGAGAAAACUGUAAGUCCAGAUCACAUGGAAAUUCAAGCGGACAUCAUAAAUUUUAAAGUGCCAGUAGAAAACAACAAAACUCUAUUUGUAUGGAACAUCCUCCCCGGUCCCAGUGAAGUGUGGGUAUAUGAGUCUGUGUAUGCAGCAUUUUCUCACUUUGGCGCUCUCUUCUCGGUGCGGAUUUGUCCAAAUGCGGCAGUGGUGCACCCUGGGUAUUAUGCGAUUGUGAAGUUCUACAGCGCUGCCCACGCAGGCAGGGCACAGGAGGCAACAAAUAACACUGGCGUGUUUCAGGAGGCCCCCCUUAAGGUUCGUCUCUGCACCCAACAGAACCCUGGCUUUCUACAAAAUGUACGGCCACUCAGCAGCACGAAAUGCUACGACUUGGCGAAUUAUUAUCUUGGGUUUAACGGCUGGUCCUUGCAUAUUGUCACGAUGAAGGACAUUUCCCAGUUGGAUGAGAAGGAGAAUUUGUCUUUACUUGAAGAAGUUCAGACCCCGACCCUGAAAUAUGGCUGUAUCGUUGAGUUGAUUUUCACUGAAUAUCAGGUCAGGUGUCGAGGAUACGGAGUUGCCCAGGAGUUUGUGGAAAAGGAUGCCGAUCCUCUUGAAAAGAUCACCAAAAGAGCUAAGCUGCAGAAAUGGGCCAAGGAGCGAGCGGUGGCCGAUGCGUUCCAGAGAGUUCUGCUCGUUGUUUUGGGAAAUGGGAAGGUAGCUGUUGAGUGCCGACCCGAUCCAGACGCCAUUGUACCGGACGACGAAACAAAUGGAAUCAUCCAGGUGGCUGACAUUUCUUGGAGUGAGUUUGAUCCAGAAGAUGAUGACGAUGAACUUCUAGCUGAUAUAACCCUAAACCUGACGUCUGAAUCAUGAUGUGGCUCAUUGGUUUCUCCCUUCGGAAAGCACGGCCUCGUUUCCUUCACUCAUCUCGGUGACAUUACGUGUUGGGUUCAGGGCCCCCAUAAGGACGUUGGGAGCCUGAAGAAAACCUGCAGCGUCACAUACAGCAAUACAUCCUGGACAGGACACCAGUCCAUCACGGACAUCAUCAAUAAAUAAAAAUAAACUUAAUAAUACAUGGCUUGGAAUAAUCAAAUUGCUUCAUAGUACUGCGCAGAAAAGACCCCCGGUGACCCCCAGAGGUGCUUCUUGGCCCAUCCGUGAUGGAAUGAGCCUCCAAUACAGCACCUGGUUUACCAGUUUGCUAACAUCCUCUUUUCUACAACCGCUCCCAGUAUGCCCAGGGGUCGCCCGGUGAUGGCACGGGCUUUCCUGAUAAGUUUGUACAGCCAUCGUGUUUCUUCUGUGCUCAGGCUGCUUCUCCAGCGUAGACCACCACAUUGGCCAGUAUGCCCUGGUUGAACAUUUCCAGCAGCUUACUGCACACAUCACAAGAUCUGAGUCUCCUUAUGAAGUCCAGGCUGCUCCGACCCUCCUUGUACUGUCAGACCAGGCCAGGAUGCUCUGUACCAGUUCCACGUCCUCAGUUCCCCCCUGGAUGGCGGCUGCUCCGAGGGGACUCCUCUACAAGCCUCAAGCCCACCACCUGCUGCUGUUGAGUUGCAAGUUGUUAUCCCUGCACCUCAAGACGGAGUUCUUUAUGACUUUCCUGCCUCCGGACUCGUGUCCAUCAUUAAGGCAGCCCGUGCUGGGCGAGUCAUCCGAGCGCGUUAACCGUUGACAGAACAAACGCUUGCCGACUUUUGCGGGCCUUGCGUUUUUGUUCUUUUUCUUGUAGGGUGGGAUAUACAAUGGGUCGACCCCUUCUCGAAUUUCUCUCUAGAUAUCUGAAGCUUUUAAAAGAUUCACUUCUUGUGAUGCAACUAUGUCUGAAGUGUUCAUAUUUUAUUUGAAUAAAAGAGGAAACGAGAAUGCUUA
Messenger RNA from Polypterus senegalus (gray bichir), 1995 nucleotides. RefSeq names its product RAD52 motif containing 1 (gene rdm1). Bases 142 to 990 code for a protein of 282 amino acids. The record is from RefSeq and is a predicted model, not a curated record. Gene Ontology annotation, cellular component: nucleolus. Gene Ontology annotation, molecular function: RNA binding. NCBI's taxonomy places the organism in Eukaryota, Metazoa, Chordata, Cladistia, Polypteriformes, Polypteridae. The transcript has 8 exons.